Molecule: messenger RNA, 300 nt
Organism: Fraxinus pennsylvanica
Lineage: Eukaryota; Viridiplantae; Streptophyta; Magnoliopsida; Lamiales; Oleaceae
Source: the annotation of a GenBank genome assembly
AUGUUCACUGACUUAUGGGUUGUCCAGGGAGCAGUUGACGUGGACAUUGGUGAAAACCCUUCUGCUGAAAGUGCUGAUGAGGACGAGGGUGUUGAUGACACGGCUAUUAAGUUCGUUGACAUUGUUGACACAUUCAAACUCCAAGAGCAACCCCCAUUUGGCAAGAAGCAAUUUGUUGCAUACAUCAAGAAAUAUACAAAGCUGUUGACAACCAAGUUCGAUGCAGAGAAGCAAGUGGAGUUCAACAAGGGUGUUGAAGGGGUGACUAAAUUUCUGCUCUCAAAGUUCAGUGACCUCUAA